AUGGUUCUGAAAAGAAAGCAAUCUUCUGGAUGUCAAAAUAGGAAGAAAAAGAAAAAGAGAUUGGAAUCUACUAAAUCUCUAGUAGGUUCUUUUGAUAAGUUUUUGAUUAGAAAUCAACCAACAAUUGAGAAUAAGGGCGAUGAGGAUAAUGCUACAGAUGAUAAUGGUAAGAAUGAGAGGAAUGGGGAUGAUGUUGCUGCUGAUAAUGGUUUAAAUGAGGGGAAUAGGGAUGAUGGUGCUGCUGAUAAUAGUAUGAAUGAGGGGAAUGGAGAUGAUGGUGUUGCUGAUAAUGGUAUGAAUGAGGGCAAUGAGAAUGAAGGUGAUGUUGAUAAUAGUGUAAAUGAGGGAAAUGUGAAUGAUGGUGGUGUUGAGAAUGGUAUGAAUGAUAUCAAUGAGAAUGACAGAAGGGGGGAUAAUGUCAACAAGACGGUAGGAACGAAUGAAGUUGGUAAUUAUUGUGAAGAGUUAAGCCAUAUAGAUAUGUUUGAUCCGGCUAAUUGGAAUACAAUUGAUAAAAAGCUUGUUGAUUUUUUGGUAGAGAAGGGUCCAGUGAGAAUUGAUAAUAUCAAGUUCCCUAGAGAUUCCAAGGGCGAUCAUUUCUCUAGCACUUAUUACUUUCGGAGAAUGAGCAAUUUUGAGAAACAAGAAAGGAGAUGGCUAGUGUAUUCGACAUCUUUGGAUAAGGUAUUCUGUUUUUGUUGUAAAUUGUUUAAGAAGAGGGAAACUAAUUAUCAGUUGUGUGAAAGUGGGUUCAAUGAUUGGAAUAACCUAAGUGGAAGACUUAGUACUCAUGAAAACAGUGGAGAGCAUGCUGUUUGUAUGUUUAAUUGGCUUGAGUUGGAAUUACGAUUGAGAAAGGAAAAAACCAUUGAUAAGAGAAUACAAGAACAGAUCAAUAGAGAGAAGAUACAUUAUAAAGAUGUUUUGGAGAGGAUGAUGGACGGCAUCUUGUUCCUAGCGAAGAAUGGUUUAGCAUUUCGUGGGGAUAGUGAGAAAAUUUAUACAAAAAAUAAUGGAAACUUCUUAAGUUUCAUAGAGGUACUUGCAAAAUAUGAUCCCGUGUUAAAGUAUCACUUGGAGAGUAUCGAAAAGAAUGAAAUGCGGGAACAAAUGUCCAUUAUAAUCAGAUGCGUAGAUGUUUCAACAGCAAGAAUUGAGGAAUAUUUUCUUGGGUUUUUGAAAGUUGAAGAUAAAACAGGAGAAGGUUUGUUUUUUGAACUUCAAGAAGCAUUGAUAAACCUUGGAUUAAAUAUUGAUGAUAUAAGAGGGCAGGGAUAUGACAAUGGAGCAAAUAUGAAAGGAAAACACAAAGGUGUACAAGCAAGACUACUCGAGAUUAAUCCAAGAGCAUUCUACACACCGUGUGCUUGUCAUAGUCUAAAUCUAAUACUUUGUGAUAUGGCUAAGUCAUGUCCUAAAGGAUUGUCUUUUUUUGGAUCCAUACAACGUAUUUAUACGUUAUUCUCGGCUUCUACUAAUCGAUGGGAUUUGUUCAAAGAAGAUAUUGGAGAGAAAGGUUUGACUCUUAAACCAUUAUGCGAUACUAGGUGGGAAAGCCGUGUAGCAAGUAUCAAAGCGAUAAGAUACCAAGCUCCUGAAAUACGCAAAGCUUUAGAGAAGUUGCGAGAUUCAUCCUCUAUUUCUCAAGAAGUCAGCACAGCCGAGAGCCUAGUAAGUUUUGAUAUGCAUAAUUUUGAAUUUUAUGUUAGCUUGACAAUCUGGUAUAAACUUUUAUUUGCUGUUAAUACCGUGAGUAAAUCUUUGCAAUCUGAAAAUAUGGAUAUUGGUGUUGCUAUAGAAAAAACAAAAGGUCUAAUUGUUUUUUUUAAAGAGUAUAGAAAAGAUGGGUUCCAAAAGGCAAUGGAAGAUGCGAAAGAGAUUUCAGAUGGUAUGAAUAUUGAACCUACAUUUCGUGAAGUUCGCACCACUCGUACUUGCGAACCAAUAUCAGGUUAUUUGAAGCAUGGUACAUCUAGAGAUAUUGAUGGCAGGGAGUUAUAUUUGGAAUUGUUAGUCAUGAGAGUUGCAUUACCUAAGGCUUAUAGCAAACCAAUGGAGGUUUUACAAUUUUUACUAAGAAUGGAUGGUUGCUACCCAAAUGCGUGGAUUGCUUAUAGGAUACUGCUCACAAUUCCGGUAACAGUUGCAUCGGCGGAAAGAAGUUUUUCUAAGCUAAAGUUGAUUUUAUCGUAUCUUCGAUCAACUAUGUCAGAAGAGAGAUUAAUUGGAUUGUCUAUGCUGGCAAUUGAAACAGAUAUGGUUAUGCAAGUUGAUUUUAAAGUUAUACUUAAUGAUUUUGCAUCUAGAAAUGUAAGAAGAAUCAACUUUCAAUAGAUGUUAUUUGUAUGAUUAUCUGAACCCUUUACUUUUA
This is a messenger RNA of Papaver somniferum (opium poppy), 2371 nucleotides long. RefSeq lists its product as uncharacterized. The transcript has 3 exons. NCBI's taxonomy places the organism in Eukaryota, Viridiplantae, Streptophyta, Magnoliopsida, Ranunculales, Papaveraceae. Gene Ontology annotation, molecular function: protein dimerization activity. The coding region runs from base 1 to 2334 and encodes 777 amino acids. The record is from RefSeq and is a predicted model, not a curated record.